AUGGUGGCUAUACAAGAUCAAUAUGAAUUGCAGCCUAUAUACAGUGAGAGUGAUGACCUAACUUUAAGUAUUUCAAAUACAAUCCCAAACAUUUCAAACUCAACUCCAAACACUUUAAACACAAACCCAAAUAUUGAAACUAAUUAUGGAGAAUGGGAUGACAUUUUGAAUUUCAUAGGUCCAAGUCCAAGUGAAGAGAAUAAGAAAAGUGUUGACUUCCUUGUUAAUGCAAGUAUUGAUGAGGAUGGUGGUAAGGAUGUUGAUGAGGGUGAUGAUGAGAGUGGUCAAAAUUCAGAUGAAGAAAAUAGUACUGAAGAAGAAAUACGAGAUGAGGAUUAUGAACAAUCAAUUGAGGAUUACUGUAUGACACUAGGACAACCUAUCACAUGGCCUGAAUUGAUUGAGGAUAGUGAUUUGCUCUUAGAUGGGGCCACUGAUGAAGUUGAUGUUGAGAGUAAUAUAAAUGAUCUUGAAGAUGAUGGCUACCCUGUAUUUAAUCCUGCAAUUGAUAUGAAGAAUCCAAUAUUUCAUUUACGUAUGGUGUUUGCGUCUAAGAAAGUUGUUAAGGAAGCUUUGAGAGAAUAUGCCAUAAAGAAUGGUAGACAGAUUAGAUUUGUGAAGAAUGACAAGAGAAGAAUUAGAGUAAUUUGCCAAGAGAGUUGCCCAUUUUUGUUCUAUGCUAGUGUAAUGAAGGACAAAAUUGGCUACCAAAUCAAAAAACUUAUUGAUGAACAUGACUGCCAGCGGGUGUACAACAAUAAAAGAAUAGAUGCAAAGUGGUUAGCUGAAAGGUACAAAGAAAUAUUUAGAUCAGAACCUGGAACAACCUGCAAUGGCUUCAUUGACCAAGUAAAGGAUGACUUUGAAAGGGAGUCAACGAAUUUUGGAGGUUGUAUUGUUGUUUUUCAAAGAUGCAAAAAUGGGUUUAAUGCUGGUUGUAGGCCUCUAAUCGGGUUAGAUGGGUGUUUUUUGAAAGGGUAUUAUGAAGGAAUCCUACUUUCCGCAGUUGGUAUAGAUGCUAAUAAUUGCAUGUUUCCCAUAGCAUAUGCUGUGGUAGAUUCUGAGAAUAAAGAAAACUGGGAAUGGUUUGUAGAGAUUUUGAAAGAAGACCUUCAAAUGAACAAUAGUUUAUCUUUCACAUUCAUCAGUGAUAGACAAAAGGGCCUUUUGGAAGCUGUUAAGAAGCAUGCGGAAGACGCUGAACAUCGUUUCUGUGUAAGGCACAUGUACAAUAACUUCAAGACUAAACAUCCUAGCUUGACACUUAAAGAAAUGGUUUGGGCUGCAGCAAGAACAACAACUAUACCAAGAUUUCAACAACACAUGGCCACAUUGGGUGGCACUGAUGCUACUGCCUUAGCAUGGUUUAGUGAUAAGCCAACAUCUGCAUGGAGUAGAUCACACUUUCGAACUCGUCCCAAGUGUGAUAUUCUACUUAACAACUUGUGUGAGGCGUUCAAUAAGUCUAUACUUCCAGCUAGAGAUAGUCCUAUAAUAGUUAUGCUUGAGAGGAUCAAGAACUAUAUGAUGGAGCGAAUGGUAGAUAAAAGAAAGUCAAUGGAGAAGUGGAAGUAUCCAAUUUCACCCAAAGCCAUGGAAAUCAUAGCUAAGAAUCAAGAAUGGGCUCGAUUUUGUGGAAUUAAAUGGUCAGGUGAACUACAUUUUCAACUUGGAGUUACUCAUACAAAUGAGCAGUAUGUGGUUGAUUUGAAUGCUAAAACAUGUGCAUGUAGAAAAUGGGAAUUAACUGGGAUUCCUUGUGUACAUGCUUUGGCUUGCAUACUCAAGGUAAAUUUAAAUCCAAUUUCUUUUGUUGAUGCUUACUACUCCAAGCAGGCGUAUGAGAAGACCUAUGCUGAAAUAAUCAAAGGUACAAAUGGCCCAGAAUCAUGGCCAAAUCCAAGAACACAUCCUUUGAAACUUCCUCUAGUAAAGAAAAGACCUGGACGUCCCAAGAAAGCUAGAAACCGUGAAGCUGGUGAGGUUCCUGCUAGUAAUAAAGUGAGAAAGUUUGGCACUAUAAUACACUGCAAAAAAUGUGGAAAGCCUGGUCAUAACAGCAAGACAUGUGGCAAGCCAAAUUCAAAAGUUACUAAAAAGAGUAGACAAGGAUAA
Messenger RNA from Cannabis sativa, 2115 nucleotides. RefSeq lists its product as uncharacterized. Bases 1 to 2115 code for a protein of 704 amino acids. Lineage: Eukaryota; Viridiplantae; Streptophyta; Magnoliopsida; Rosales; Cannabaceae. Gene Ontology annotation, molecular function: nucleic acid binding; zinc ion binding. The transcript is spliced from 3 exons. The record is from RefSeq and is a predicted model, not a curated record.